AUGAUGAAACCAAUUCCCUCUCUUGAGGAUGUAUUCAACAUGGUGGCACAAGACGAACGCCAGAUGUCUAUCAAACCAAGUACGAGGCAGGACAAUGUUGUUUUCCAGAACUCUGGACCUCACGAUGAUACUCAAUCAAUGUCAUCUGAGAAUCUCGCUGAUAAUGCUGCUUUUGCUACUCAGUAUAACAACUCCUAUCGUCCUCGUCAGCGUCCGGUUUGUACCCACUGUGGCCAGCUUGGUCAUGUCAUUCAGAAAUGCUUCAAACUUCAUGGCUAUCCUCCAGGGCACAAGUUUCAUACAACUCCUGGACAACAACACAUUUAA
Molecule: messenger RNA, 327 nt
Organism: Microthlaspi erraticum
Lineage: Eukaryota; Viridiplantae; Streptophyta; Magnoliopsida; Brassicales; Brassicaceae
Source: the annotation of a GenBank genome assembly